Molecule: messenger RNA, 8463 nt
Organism: Pleuronectes platessa (European plaice)
Lineage: Eukaryota; Metazoa; Chordata; Actinopteri; Pleuronectiformes; Pleuronectidae
Gene: flncb
Product: filamin C, gamma b (actin binding protein 280)
Exons: 47
Coding region: 1-8091 (2696 amino acids)
Biological process (GO): actin cytoskeleton organization
Molecular function (GO): actin filament binding
Source: RefSeq, a predicted model, not a curated record
AUGAUGAGUAACAGCGGCUUCUUGGAGCCGCAGCUGCCGCCGCAGUUGUACCAAGGCCCCGCAGACACCGGGGAGGAGGAGGAGGAGAUGCCGGCCACGGAGAAGGACCUGGCGGAGGACGCUCCGUGGAAGAAGAUCCAGCAGAACACGUUCACGCGCUGGUGCAACGAGCACCUGAAGGUGAUGAACAAGCGGAUCAGCGACCUGCAGAAGGACCUGAGCGACGGGCUGAAGCUCAUCGGGCUGCUGGAGGUGCUGAGCCAGAAGAAGAUGUACCGGAAGUACCACAACAGACCCAACUUCAGGCAGAUGAAGCUGGAGAACGUGUCCGUGGCGCUGGAGUUCCUGGAGAGAGAGCACAUCCGGCUCGUGUCCAUCGACUCUAAGGCGAUCGUGGACGGGAACCUGAAGUUGAUCCUGGGUCUGAUCUGGACCCUGAUCCUCCACUACUCCAUCUCCAUGCCCAUGUGGGAGGACGAGGACGACGAGGACGCGAAGAAACUGACGCCAAAGCAGCGUCUGCUGGGCUGGAUCCAGAACAAGGUGCCGCAGCUCCCCAUCACCAACUUCCACCGAGACUGGAGGGACGGGAAGGCGCUCGGAGCACUGGUGGACAACUGUGCCCCCGGUUUGUGUCCAGACUGGGAAACAUGGGAUCCCAGUCAGCCGGUGGAGAACGCCAGAGAGGCCAUGCAGCAGGCCGACGAUUGGCUCGGAGUUCCACAGGUGAUCGCUCCAGAGGAGAUUGUCGACCCAAACGUGGACGAGCACUCUGUGAUGACCUACCUGUCUCAGUUCCCUAAAUCCAAACUAAAGCCCGGCGCCCCCUUGAGGGCAAAGACUCUGCACCCGAAAAGAGCCAAAGCUUUCGGACCUGGUAUCGAACCUCGAGGGAACAUGGUUCUGAAAGCAGCAGAGUUCCUGGUGGAGACGGUGGAGGCCGGACUGGGUGAGGUUCUGGUUUACGUGGAGGAUCCUGAGGGACAUACGGAGGAGGCUCGAGUCAUCCCCAACAACGACAGGAACAGAACCUACUCUGUGGUCUACCUGCCCAAAGUGGAGGGGCUUCAUAAGGUGAAGGUGCUGUUCGCUGGGCAGGACAUUGACAGAAGUCCCUUCAUCGUGAACGUUUCCAAGGCCAUGGGCGACCCGAGCAGAGUCCAGGCCCGCGGGCCGGGGCUGCAGACGACGGGGAACGUGGCCAACAAGCCGACGUACUUUGAUAUUUACACAGCAGGGGCGGGAGCCGGAGACGUGGGCGUCAUCAUCGUGGACUCUAACGGUCGCAGGGACACAGUGGAGAUUGUCCUGGAAAACAAAGGGGACAGUAUUUUCCGCUGCACCUAUGUUCCCGUCCUGGAGGGGGCGCACACCGUAUGCGUGACCUUUGCCGGGCAGCAGAUUCCCACAAGUCCUUUCACUGUCCACAUCUGUGAGGCCUGCAACCCGAACGCCUGCCGGGCGUCGGGCCGCGGUCUGCAGCCGAAAGGUCUGAGGGUGAACGACGUGGCAGAUUUUAAAGUUUACACUAAAGGCGGCGGCAGCGGGGAACUGGAAGUCUCCGUGCAGGGACCAAACGGCCUGGAGGAGCCGGUGAAGGUCCUGGAGGUGGAAACCAGUGUGUUUGAGUGUAAUUAUUAUCCCAUCAUGAUGGGAAAAUACAUCGUCACCAUCACGUGGGGAGGACACAGCAUCCCCCGCAGUCCGUUUGAAGUGCAGGUCGGUGAGGAGGCGGGGCCUCAGAAGGUGAGGGCCUGGGGCCCGGGGCUGGAGACCGGGGCGGUGGGGAAGAGUGCGGACUUUGUGGUGGAGGCCAUCGGGACGGAGGUGGGGACGCUCGGUUUCUCCAUCGAGGGCCCGUCUCAAGCUAAGAUCGAGUGUGACGACAAAGGUGACGGAUCAUGUGACGUUCGUUACUGGCCGACUGAACCCGGCGACUUCGCCGUCCACGUCAUUUGUGACGACGAGGACAUCAAGGACAGUCCCUUCAUGGCUCACAUCCUCUCUGCUGCCAACGACAUCUUCCCAGAGAAGGUGAAAUGUUACGGUCCCGGUCUGGAGCCUCUCGGCUGCAUCGUCAACAAACCGGCGGAUUUCACCAUCGAUGCUCACGGAGCCGGACGAGGGGAACUGAAGCUCUACGCUCAGGACGCCGAGGGUUUCCCCAUCGACAUACAGAUCACAGAAAAUGAGGACAGCACCUUCCUCUGCGUUUAUAUUCCCACUAAACCCAUCAAACACACCAUCAUCGUGACCUGGGGCGAGGUCAACGUCCCCAGCAGCCCGUUCAGGGUGACGAUCGGUGAAGGCAGCCACCCGGAGAACGUGAAGGUUCACGGUCCAGGCGUGGAGAACUCGGGACUGAAGGCCAACGAGCCCACGUACUUCACCGUGGACUGCAGCGAGGCCGGCCAGGGUGACGUCAGCAUCGGGAUCAAAUGUGCUCCAGGCGUGGUCGGAGCUGCCGAGGCCGACAUCGACUUCGACAUCAUCAAGAACGACAACGACACGUUCACGGUGAAGUACACGCCCCCGGGUCCCGGACAGUACACCAUCAUGGUCCUGUUCGCUGAUCAGGAAAUACCCAUCAGCCCCUUCAGAAUAAAGGUGGAUCCCUCCCAUGAUGCAGCUAAAGUCCGAGCAGAAGGACCUGGACUGAGUAAAACCGGUGUCGAGGUGGGGAAACCAACUCACUUCACCAUCUACACUAAAGGAGCAGGAAAAGCCAAACCCGAGGUUCAUUUCACUGCCGCCACUAAAGGUGAAGCCGUCAGAGACUUCGAGAUCAUCGACAACCACGACUACUCCUACACCGUCCGCUACACGGCCGUCCAGCAGGGCAACGUGUCCGUCACCGUUUGUCACGGAGGAGACCCCAUCCCCAAAAGUCCCUUUAACAUCAGUGUGGCGCCGCCUAUGGACCUGAACAAGGUCAAAGUUCAAGGGCUUAACAACAAGGUGGAUGUUGGGAAAGAUCAGGAGUUCACCAUCAGUACACGAGGAGCUGGAGGUCAGGGCAAACUGGAGGUCAAGAUCACUUCCCCGUCACGUCGACCAAUCCCCUGCAAGCUUGAGUCGGGAACAGCCAAUGAGCUUCACACAGUGAAAUACAUCCCCCCCGAGGAGGGGCUGCUCCGACUGGACGUCUGCUACGACGGACACCCCGUCCCAGGAAGUCCGUUCACUGUGGAGAGCGUGAUGCCGCCCGACCCGACCAAGGUGCGGGCCUAUGGUCUAGGUCUUCAGGGAGGCGUUGUGGGUAAACCCGCCCCCUUUGCCAUUGACACCAAGGGAGCGGGCACCGGCGGUUUGGGGUUGACGGUGGAGGGGCCGUGCGAAGCAAAGAUCGAAUGUCAGGACAACGGUGAUGGCUCCUGUUCGGUGUCCUACUUACCCACUGAGCCCGGUGAGUACGCCAUCAAUAUCCUGUUCGCUGACCAGCACAUCCCCGGCUCCCCCUUCAAGGCCGUGGUACAAACCGCCUUCGAUCCCAGCAAGGUGACGGCGAGCGGCCCCGGCCUAGAGCGAGGCAAAGUCAACGAGGACGGAUCGUUCACGGUGGACUGCUCCAAAGCCGGAGAGGCGGAGCUCACCAUCGAGAUCAUCUCAGACUCUGGAGCCAAAGCUGAAGUUCACGUCCAGAGCAACAGCGACGGGACCUACUCCAUCACCUACAUCCCACAGGUCCAGGGCAUGUACACCAUCACCAUCAAGUAUGGAGGACACGCCGUGCCCACGUUCCCCGUCCGCCUGCAGGUGGAGCCGGCUGUGGACACCAGCGGAGUCGAGGUCUACGGACCUGGAGUCGAACCCAGAGGCGUCCUGAGGGAAGUCACCACACAUUUCAUCGUCGAUGCUCGGUCGCUCUACAAAAGUGGCAGUCAGAUCAAAACCUGCAUCUCCAACCCGUUAGGCGCCAACACAGACGCCUACAUAACCGACAAGGGCGACGGGACGUACCGGGUGGAGUACACGCCGUAUGAGGACGGUUUACAUCUGAUCGACGUUCUGUUCGGCGACGUCUCUCUGCCGAAGAGUCCGUUCAGAGUGACGGUGACGGAGGGUUGUGACCCCAGUCGAGUGCGAGCGUACGGUCCAGGUCUGGAGGAAGGACUGGUCAACAAACCCAACCGGUUCACCGUCGAGACCAGGGGAGCAGGCACCGGGGGUCUGGGUUUGGCCAUAGAGGGUCCGUCUGAGGCGAAGAUGUCGUGUAAAGACAACAAAGAUGGCAGCUGCAGCGUGGAGUACAUCCCCUUCACUCCUGGAGACUACGACGUCAACAUCACGUUUGGAGGUCUCCCUAUCCAAGGAAGUCCUUUCAGGGUCCCAGUGCGAGAGCUGGUGGAUCCCAGUAAGGUGAGAUGUUCAGGUCCUGGACUAGGAAGUGGAGUCAGAGCUCAGGUCUGCCAGACGUUCACUGUCGACUGCUGCAAGGCCGGCGUCGCUCCGCUGGAGGUUCAGCUCUACGGCCCGACAGGUGUGACCGAACCCAUCAGCAUCAGCGACAACGGUGACGGGACUCACACGGUGAACUACACUCCUGCCAACGAUGGCCCGUACACUGUGUGUGUGAAGUACUCCGACCAGGAGGUUCCUCGCAGUCCGUUCAAGAUCAAGACGUUACCGGCUCACGAUGCCAGUAAAGUUCGAGCCAGCGGUCCCGGUCUGAACGCAUCAGGGGUCCCAGCCAGUCUGCCGGUGGAGUUCACCAUCGAUGCCCGGGACGCUGGAGAGGGACUGCUCACCGUCCAGAUCCUGGAUCCAGAGGGGAAACCUAAGAAGGCAAACAUCCGAGACAACCGGGACGGGACGUACACGGUGUCCUACGUCCCCGACAUGACGGGACGCUACACCAUCACCAUCAAAUACGGAGGAGACGAGAUACCGUACUCGCCGUACAGAAUCCACGCCUUGCCCACCGGGGACGCUAGCAAGUGUCAGGUUACAGUGUCGAUUGGAGGACACGGUCUGGAAUCAGGGAUCGGCCCGGCCAUCCAGAUUGGCGAGGAGACCGUCAUCACUGUGGACGCAAAGGCUGCCGGUAAAGGUAAAGUCACCUGUAAGGUGUCGACUCCUGACGGAGCGGAGCUGGACGUGGACGUAGUGGAGAACGCAGACGGGACGUUUGAUAUCUACUACACGGCCCCGGAGCCCGGGAAGUACGUCAUCACCAUCCGGUUCGGAGGGGAACACAUUCCCAACAGCCCCUUCCACGUGGUGGCGACCGAUGAUCCCAUCAGCCCCGUGGACGGGAUGGAGCCGGAGCUCCGCCCCUUCAGUCUCGUCAUUCCCUUCACGGUGCAGAAAGGAGAAAUCACAGGUGAGGUGCGAAUGCCGUCUGGUCGAACCUCCGCUCCUCACAUCACAGACAACAAGGACGGAACCGUCACCGUGAAGUACUCGCCCUCUGAACGAGGUCUUCACGAGAUGGACAUCAAAUAUGAUGGAAACCACAUCCCCGGAAGUCCUCUUCAGUUCUACGUUGAUGCCAUCAACAGUGGUCACGUGACAGCGUACGGCCCCGGGCUGAGCCACGGCACCGUGAACCGACCGUCUACGUUCACCAUCGUCACUAAAGACGCCGGCGAAGGGGGUCUGUCUCUGGCGGUGGAGGGUCCGUCUAAAGCUGAGAUCAGCUGUAAGGACAACAAAGACGGGACGUGCACCGUGUCCUACCUGCCGACCGCGCCGGGCGACUACAACAUCAUCGUCAAGUUUGACGACAAACACAUCCCCGGCAGCCCCUUCACCGCCAAGAUCACCGGCGACGACUCCAUGAGGACGUCUCAGCUCAACGUCGGCACGGCAACAGACGUGUCCUUGCAGAUCACGGAGUCGGACCUGACGAGUCUGACGGCGAGCAUCCGGGCGCCGUCCGGCAGCGAGGAGCCGUGUUUGCUGAAGAGGCUUCAGAACAGACACAUCGGGAUCUCGUUCACGCCAAAGGAAGUGGGCGAACAUGUGGUCAGCGUGAAGAAGAACGGGAAACACGUGACCAACAGUCCCUUUAAGAUCCUGGUGGGUCAGUCUGAGAUCGGAGACGCCAGUCAGGUGAAGGUCCUGGGUCAGGGGCUGCUGGAGGGACACACCUUUGAGGUGUCCCAGUUCGUCGUGGACACCAGGAACGCAGGUUACGGAGGUCUGGGUCUGUCCAUCGAGGGACCCAGUAAAGUGGACAUUAACUGUGAGGACGUGGAGGACGGAACCUGUAAAGUCACCUACUGUCCCACCGAGCCUGGAAACUACAUCAUCAACAUCAAGUUCGCUGAUCAACACGUUCCAGGAAGUCCGUUCACCGUGAAGAUGCUGGGCGAGGGGCGGAUGAAGGAGAGCAUCACCAGGAGGCGCCAGGCGCCCUCCAUCGCCACCGUCGGCAGCACCUGUGACCUCAACCUGAAAAUACCAGGGAACUGGUUUCAGAUGGUGUCCAACCAGGAGCACCUGACGCGGACGUUCACCCGCAGCAGUCACACGUACACUCGCACCGAGAGGACGGAGAUCAGCAAGACGCGAGGAGGCGAGACCAAGAGGGAGGUGCGCGUGGAGGAGAGCACGCAGGUCGGGGAUCCCUUCAGGGAGGUGUUCGGAGACUUCCUGGGUCGAGAGGGUCGGAGCGGCUUCAACAGACCGCCACUGCAGGACGGUGAGGCAGGUAACCAGGAAAUGACGGCUCAGGUGACGAGUCCCGGAGGAAAGACGGAGGAGGCGGAGAUCAUUCGAGGAGAAGACAGCACCUACAGCGUCCGGUUCGUCCCUCAGGAGAUGGGCCCUCAUACCGUUAACGUUAAAUACCGGGGCCAGCAUGUUCCAGGGAGCCCCUUCCAGUUCACUGUGGGGCCCCUGGGAGAGGGAGGGGCCCACAAGGUCCGAGCAGGAGGAACCGGACUGGACCGAGGAGUGGCCGGGAUCCCGGCUGAGUUCAGUAUCUGGACCAGAGAAGCCGGAGCCGGAGGUUUGUCCAUCGCUGUCGAAGGACCCAGUAAAGCUGAGAUCACGUUUGAAGACAGGAAGGACGGAUCCUGUGGCGUCGCCUACGUGGUUCAGGAACCUGGUGAUUAUGAGGUUUCUAUUAAAUUCAACGAUGAAAACAUCCCAGAUUCUCCGUUCAUCGUCCCCGUCGCCUCUUUGUCGGACGACGCCCGCCGGCUCACCAUCACCAGCCUGCAGGAAACGGGUCUGAAGGUGGGACAGGAAGCUUCGUUCUCUGUGCAGCUGAACGGAGCCCGAGGUCUGAUCGAUGCUAAGAUCCACUCGCCGGCAGGAGCCGUGGAGGAGUGUCACAUCACCGAGCUGGACAGUGAUCAACACGCCAUCAGGUUCAUCCCGAGAGAAAACGGCGUUCACUCCAUCGAUGUUCGUUUUAGCGGCAGCCACGUCCCCGGCAGCCCCUUCAAGAUCCGAGUGGGAGAACCAGGACAGGUCGGAGAUCCUGGUAUGGUGUCAGCCUUCGGACCAGGACUGGAGGGAGGAAUCACAGGUGUAGCGUCAGAGUUUAUCGUGAACAUCUGUAAUGCUGGCUCCGGAGCUCUGUCGGUGACCGUGGACGGACCCUCCAAAGUGAAGAUGGACUGUCAGGAAUGUGCUGAGGACUACAAGGUCUCAUACACACCCAUGGCCCCUGGAAACUACCUGAUCUCCAUCAAGUAUGGAGGUGGUCACGUGGUCGGAAGUCCCUUCAAGGCCAAAGUCUCAGGACCUCGUCUGUCCGGUGGACACAGUCUUCAUGAGACGUCGUCCGUUCUCGUAGAAACUGUCACCAAGUCGUCGAUGAUGGGCGGGGCCUUCGCCUCUUUACCCAAGUUCUCGUCAGACGCGAGUCAGGUGGUGUCCAGAGGCGCCGGCCUAUCGAAGGCCUUCGUCGGGCAGAAGAACGCGUUCACGGUCGACUGCAGUAAAGCAGGGACCAACAUGUUGAUGGUCGGUGUCCACGGCCCGAAGACGCCGUGUGAGGAGGUGUACGUCAAACACAUGGGCAACAGGAUGUACAACGUCACGUACACGGUCAAAGAGCAGGGCAGCUACAUCCUCAUCGUCAAGUGGGGGGACGAGAACGUCCCCGGGAGCCCGUUCCACGUCACCGUCCCUUGAACCUGGACUCGCCACGUCCGUCUCGCCACGUCCACAUCGCCUGAGACUGUCUCAUUCACACUGUCCUGUUUACUGUUGCUAAGGCAAUGGCUUUGCCUUUACUGAAUCAGCAGCUGCGGUUUGCGUGAACAACGAGAACCUGCGCUAGCUUCAAGAACCGGAUCCUCGGCUUAUUUAUUGUCUGACAGAAACGGUCUUAUUGUGGAGGAGAAUCUUUGAGAAACAGAUUUUUGUUUUUUACCACAUGAGAAGUUGCUUUAACGUGUGAAUGAUAAAAACAUCGUAUUUACAGAGUGAAGAGAUUUUCUAGUGAUUUUAUAUGAAUGAGUUUGAUUUGUUCGGUUUUCAGGAAGAAUUAAAGUUCUGCUGCUC